CAUGCUUCCUCCUUUUGCGCAGUGCUGGAGAGCAAAGACCCAGGCAGGUAGUGCCACCGAUCCUUCCGUGGGCCCUCAUCCUCAUGGUUCCCUGCAUGAGGAUAGGAUGUCACCACAGCAGUGAAGCGGGUAGUGGGCAGUCUUUCCUGGUCUGAGGUCCAGAGCCACCCCACUGGUUUCUCCUUCCACAGUCUGCUGAAGAGGGUGUCAUGUCUGUGAUUGCUUUCCUCUUCCUCCUGACCCUGCAGCCUCAUGGGUAUGGGCAGCCCACUGGGGCCAGCAAGGCCCCGUGGAUAUGGGGUAAAGCGUCAGAGGCCAGAGAGCCCUUAGUCGACCGAGUCAAGAGAAGUUUCCCUGAGGACAAUGACGACGAUUAUGAACAUUAUCAAACCCCAACACCAGAGUUGAUGGACUAUGACAAUUUAACUGCGUUGCCAACAGUCAUGGCACAAGGAACACAGCAGGGGUCCACGAGUGCUCCUGUCACCACGGACUUGGUCAGAAGUGAACCCACGACACAGGGCACUAAAGGGAAGCUGGCCACGGAGGAGUUGACUACAGAAGCCACGGAUAGGAGUACCAUGCAUCCCCCCCUACCUACUUCAGGUUUGCCCUCCACAGGGCAGCAGACCACGCAUGACCUCACAACGGAAAAAGUGGUUACGGAUGCACCAGAAAUCGUUGUCUCUACCACGGUGGAGUCAACUUCCAAGGCCCCAAGUCCAGGAGAGCAGGUCAUCCAUAACUCCACUGCAGGCGAUGUUGGCACAGAGGCAAUGGCUAUCUCUGCCACAGGGAAAUCAGCCACAGACCCAUCAACCACGGUCACCCUGGCUUUGGACACAGACAAGGCAGAGACUAUAACUCCCACCAUGGGGCAGCUGGUCACAGACUCUGCUACCACAAGGGAGGCACCCACCAGCCUCCCAGCAGAGCUCAAACCUAACCACAGCAGUCCUGCUUCCUCUCUGAAUGAUUCGGCCCUUUUUUUUACUACGGUUCACCCCCUACACAAUUUUUCUACCACUUUCUCCCCGCCUUCCUCAUCUCAUGCACAUUCAGAUCCUCCCAAGCCCGAGGUAGCCACUGGGCAGAUUGAACUCUCCAAUACCACUGCCCUGGUGGUUGUGGCCACCACCGCCCACCUGUUCUUCUCUGACCAGAUCCCAGUGAGGCAGUGUCUGCUGGCCGUCCUCAUCUUGGCCGUCAUUGCCACCAUCUUCCUCAUCUGCACUGUGGUCCUGGCCAUCCGCCUCUCCAGGAAGGGCCACACUUACCCGGUUCGGGAUUACUCUCCCACUGAGAUGGUCUGCAUCUCCUCCCUGCUGCAUGAGGGUGAGGGACCACCCAUGGCCAAUGGGGGCCCCACGAGUGCCAAGACCCAGCUUCUAAAGCCUACCCAAGGCCCUGGGGAGGAGUGCGAUGGGGAUGAUCUGACCCUUCACAGCUUCCUCCCAUAAUCCUCACUGACCUACCCUGCCUCUACACAAAUGCCCAGAAAGGGUUCAGACAAAGGUGGGCCCUGUGCUGGGAGAGAUGGGCAUGGGAAUUCUGAAUACUUGGCCCCAGGGAGGCUGAGAGGAAUUAUAUGGAAAGUUUGCCUGAAGCUUCUCAUUCUCCCUGGUUGUAAAGAUGGAAUUCUAGGAUCUGAAUUCAAAUUCUGACUCUGCUACUUACCUCUUGUGUGACUUUAACAAGUCUCUUCCCCUUCUUUGGCCUUGGUUUCCUCAUGUGUAAAAUGAGAGGAAUUGGACUAGAUAACAUCUGUAAGGUUGCUUCCAGCUCUUAAACACGACCUAUGGACGAGGAAAGCUCUGGUAGGGGUUGGGGAAGAGGAGGAGGCGUUCCCUGAAAUAGCUUGCUAAAAGAACUGAGUUCCAUAAGAGUGGAGCACUAUGAACUUGGGAGGUCACGAUAAGCAAGGAAAUGACAAAAUGCCUCCGCUGUGAAUAUCCACAUGUUUUUAAAGGCAUUUCUAUUUACACCAAUACUUCAAGCAUCUGUGCUUCUGCUGAGGAGAAUAUGCCCUCCUCCAAUGCUGAUUGCAAUCCCUCCAUAACUCACUAGUUGUUCUUGGAGAGUUAACUGGACUUGAAAAACUCUACCUUGUAGCUGGCUUGGGGAUGAGCGAGUCUGAACUUUGCUGGGCUGGUCCUUGGACAUGGACAUCCCAUCUACUCCUGAGACCUUUGUAGAAUCUGCCUAAGCUUUCUCUCCUCUGGCAUCAUCUUCAAGAGCCUAAGAUCGCCUCCUGGCCACAGAGACAAGACAGACUCAGGCUGCACUGGGUUACACUGGACUGCGUGUGCAUGUGCACAUUCACACUAACAUCACACACACACACACACACACACACACACACACACUCAUACGCAUACACAC
This is a messenger RNA of Phascolarctos cinereus (koala), 2382 nucleotides long. It is a transcript of the gene SELPLG, whose product is annotated as selectin P ligand. The record is from RefSeq and is a predicted model, not a curated record. Gene Ontology annotation, cellular component: plasma membrane. NCBI's taxonomy places the organism in Eukaryota, Metazoa, Chordata, Mammalia, Diprotodontia, Phascolarctidae. Gene Ontology annotation, biological process: leukocyte tethering or rolling.